UUCAACAUUUAGUGUAAUAAUCGUCACCACUAUCAUCGUUGCCAUAUGCGCAAAAUGGGCAGUGAAGUUAGUAAAUUGGCUGUGGUUUAAGCCAAGAGAGCUCGAAAAAAUUCUAAGGCAACAAGGCCUCAAUGGCACUCCUUACCGGCCCUUUCUUGGAGACGUAAAGAAUAUGGUGAGACUCAACGAAGCAGAUAAACGGAAAACAAUCAAUCUCUCAGACGAUACUUCACCGCACGUUUUCGGGUAUUACUACCGGACCGUUGCUAAGUACGGUAAGAAUUCUUUCUUGUGGUUCGGUCCGUGGCCGAGAUUGAACAUUGCGGAUCCGGAGCUAAUAAAGGAGAUUCUAAGUAGACCGGAUGCUUUUCAACAGCCACUUCCGGAAACAGGCAAGAUUCUUACGGGUGGGAUCGCGUUUCUUCAAGACGAAAAAUGGGCUAAACAUAGAAAAAUUAUCAAUCCCGCUUUCCAUAUCGACAAGUUGAAGAAUAUGGUGCCACUAAUUGGUUUAAGUUGCUCAAGCAUUUUACAAAAGUGGAAAGCCAUAGUUUCGAGUAGUAAUGAAGGUUGCAGCGAAAUCGAUGUAUGGCCGGAUCUUGAAGAUUUAACCGGAGACGUAAUUUCGCGCACAGCGUUUGGCAGCAGCAACGAAGAAGGAAAAAGGAUAUUUCAGCUCCAUAGAGACAAAACUGAGCUAACUCUCGAAAUUUUUCAGUUGACUAUGAUACCGGGAUGGAGAUAUCUUCCGACGAAACUAAACAGGAGACUGAAAGCAAUGAACAAUGAACUCCAAUUGUUGCUAAAGGGUAUAGUCGACAAAAGACAAAAAGCCAUGGAGAGGGGUGAAGCCAUGCCUAAUGACUUGUUAGGCGCUCUUAUGGAAUCGAAUUCAAGGUUCAUUAAUGAAGACAAUAACGGAAACAAGAAUGUUGUCGGGAUGAGUAUCGAUGAUGUCAUUGACGAGUGCAAUUUUUUCUACUUUGCGGGGUCAAAGACGACGGCUAGUUUGCUCGUGUGGUCUAUGGUAUUGUUGUGCCAAAAUCCCGGUUGGCAAACCCGAGCAAGAGAAGAGGUCAAUCGAGUUUUCGGGAAUGAAGAGCCAUCUUUCGAAAGCUUAACUCACCUCAAAACUGUGACGAUGAUUCUGCAAGAAUCUCUAAGGUUGUACCCACCGGCGCCUCUAAUGACACGAGGCUCUACGAAGACAGUGAAACUAGGAAAUAUGACUAUUCCACCAGGGGUACAUAUGACAUUGCUAAUAGGCAUACUCCACCGCGACCCCAAUUUUUGGGGAGACGAUGCAAACGAGUUCAAUCCUCAGAGAUUCUCUGAAGGAGUUUCGAACGCGGCAAAUACUCAAUCCGCCUACAUACCCUUUAGUGCUGGUCAAAGAGUCUGCAUCGGUCAAAACAUGGUCAUGAUCGAAGCAAAAAUAGCUCUAGCCAUGAUUCUACAAAGCUUCUCGUUCGAGCUGUCGCCCUCAUACUUACAUGCUCCUUUUAAUGAUAUUAAUUUGUUACCAAUAUAUGGAGCUCCUAUGAUUUUGCGCUCAAUAUAAAAAAAAGGAUCAUGAUCAGGAUCAGAAUCAGAAUCAGAAUCAAGACCAGGUUUAGGUUCCUAAGCAAGUCCGUUUUUAUGCUGCUGAUAAGACAAUGUGUGUUUUUCAUUUUCACUUUUGUGGAAUCAAAUGAUUUGUGUACUCAACUUGUACUCCAAUAAAAUGGAAGUAAUGUCUUUUGUUUGACCCAAUGAUCAAUAUGUAAAGAUAAAUUAUAUCUCACGACAUUGGUUAAGAUAUAGUUGCUUUCACAUGACUUAAGAUUGAGAGAGUAUUUUAGUCGAAUUAUUAAAAAUAUUUUACAACCCA
Messenger RNA from Erythranthe guttata (spotted monkey flower), 1870 nucleotides. The record is from RefSeq and is a predicted model, not a curated record. Lineage: Eukaryota; Viridiplantae; Streptophyta; Magnoliopsida; Lamiales; Phrymaceae.